Messenger RNA from Ochotona princeps (American pika), 1010 nucleotides. RefSeq names its product cystatin-13-like. Gene Ontology annotation, molecular function: cysteine-type endopeptidase inhibitor activity. The record is from RefSeq and is a predicted model, not a curated record. NCBI's taxonomy places the organism in Eukaryota, Metazoa, Chordata, Mammalia, Lagomorpha, Ochotonidae. The transcript is spliced from 4 exons. The coding region runs from base 363 to 791 and encodes 142 amino acids.
UCAGCAGACCGGCUCUUGGGGACUCCUGACCUGGUGCUUCAACUGGCCAUACCAAGAGACAGGUCAGCCAGGCAGGUGGCUGCUCAAGUCCUCCUGGAGAAGGAGAGCCCACCUGGGAGCCAGUAGUCAGGGGUGUGACUGGGACCUUCGCACCAAGGUGGGUCCGCAGUUGACUGUGGAGUGUGUGCCAGGGGGCAGGGGUGGGCAAGGUGCAGGAGUCCAGGAACCAGGUGUCUGUGUGGAGAGGGGCUGGGUGCCAAGAUCUGCGGGGACAAGUGGCAGGUGCCCAGCCUACAGCCAUCAGCCCCAGCCCUGGAAGGACACCCGGAACCCAGCCUGUGUCCCCUUCGGCCACACUAGGAAUGGCCAAACACCACCAGGCCCUGCUGCUCCUGGUGGCAACUGUGGUGGCCCUUGUGUGCACAAGGGUGCAAGCCUGGGGCUCCGUGAAAGUGGUGAGAGAAUUUCAAGACAUCUCCUCAAGCUAUGUGUACGUGCAGCAGGCCCUCUGGUUCGCCAUGCAGGAGUACAACAAGGCCAGCAACGAUAAGUACUUCUUCAAGGUGAUGGAGACUCUCAAGACUCAGGAGCAGGUCACAGAUAGUUUGGACUACCUUCUUGAAGUUAAGAUUGCCCGAACGAUGUGCAAGAAAAUUUCAGGAGAAAACGAAAACUGCUUGUUCCAACAGGAUCCCCAAAUGCAAAAGAUGCUUUUUUGCACCUUUAUUGUGAGCUCCAAACCGUGGAAAUUCGAACUCAAUGUGGUGAAGCAAAAGUGCCGAGACAUCUAACUGUCUCCCUGCGUGUUCCGCCACACUCACUCCCACUACAGAGAAGUGAUGGCCCAUGAAAGACCUUGGAACAACUUCACUCAGCAUGUUCUGCAGGCCUAAUGUGUGGCCUUUGCACGGGACGGGCAGACUCACUCUGUGCAGAAAAAGGUGUCACAUCUUUAAGGAGGAACAACUUGCUGCUGCCAAUAAAUGAAAUUGCUUAUACACCUUACCCAA